UUCUUCCUCUUCCUCUCUUCUCUCCUCUGACUUCUUCCCUCUCAACAGUCCCUCUCAACUCCCCCUUUUGCACCAGUCAAUCCCAUCCCUCCAGGGCUUGCUGCAGUUCUGCUCGAGCUCGAUAGUGCCUGACCACCGCUGGUCCUCCGUCCUCCGUUCCCGGUCGCUAGUAUUUCACAUGAAUUUUCGCUAGACGACGAUCACUGCUGCUUCGCCUGCGCCUUCUCAUCUCCCCUUUCCCUGCCUCUCUCCAGCCUGCGUGAUCCAUCUUGUCUAGUCAGCCUAUUCCGAGCGGUUCUCUGGUCUCGCCUCGCCAAUCGACCUGCUCCCCGCCGCCACAACUCGCGAAGCCGCCGUGCUCCGUCGCCCUCCCCUGUACAUAUUCCGCCAUGUCCAAAUCGCGUCGGAACGUCAGGUUCCCCCGUCGGAUGUCCAACUCCUCUGAAGGGCGGCGCCUGAGCAUCUCCGAUGCCAGCGACAUUCUCUCCGACCCGGGCAGUCCGGUCAAAGAUGGCAGCGUCACGACGCCUGCCACGAUCCCCGAGGAGAAAUCCGAGAAGCCCCAGUUGUCCGACUACGAGAAGAAGAAGCAGACCUUCAUUACGCGCACGAUAUGGACCUUUGUGAUGAUCUUCGGGUUCUUCAUCGCCAUGUUUUCCGGCCACAUCUACAUCAUCGGCAUUGUCACCGCUAUCCAGAUCGUCUCGUUCAAGGAAGUUAUCGCCAUUGCCAACGUGCCCAGUAAGGAGAAAAACCUCCGCUUCACCAAGUCGCUGAAUUGGUACUUCCUCGCUACGACCAUGUACUUCCUGUACGGAGAGAGCGUGAUCUAUUACUUCAAGCAUAUUCUUCUGGUGGACAAGGUGCUGUUGCCUCUCGCGACUCACCACCGGUUCAUCAGCUUUACGCUCUAUGUCAUGGGCUUCGUUUUCUUCGUCGCGUCCCUCCAGAAAGGCCAGUACCGGUUCCAGUUCACCCAGUUCGCAUGGACGCACAUGGCGCUCUAUUUGAUUGUCGUUCAGGCGCACUUUGUUAUGAACAACAUCCUGGAAGGCAUGAUCUGGUUCUUCCUCCCCGCCUCUCUUGUGAUCACGAACGAUAUCUUUGCCUACGUCUGCGGUAUCACCUUUGGUCGAACCCAGCUUAUCCAGCUGUCGCCCAAGAAGACGGUCGAGGGAUUCCUCGGCGCUUGGAUCUGCACUAUCAUCUUCGGCUACUUCAUGACAAACAUUCUGAUGCGCUACAAGUACUUCAUCUGCCCCGUGAAUGAUCUUGGAGCCAACGUGUUGACGGGCCUGCAAUGCUCGCCCAACCCCUCCUUCGUGCCCCAGCCCUACCAUAUCCCGGCGUGGACCGGCGUGGACAAGACCUUCUAUAUCGAGCCCAUGCAGUUCCACAUCCUGGUCUUCGCGACCUUUGCCUCCCUCAUCGCGCCGUUCGGUGGCUUCUUCGCCUCUGGCCUCAAGCGCACCUUCAAGAUCAAGGACUUUGGCGAGUCCAUCCCGGGUCACGGUGGUAUCACCGACCGCAUGGACUGCCAGUUUAUCAUGGGCUUCUUCGCGUACAUGUACUACCACAGCUUCAUCGCCGUGUUCAAGGCGAGCGUCGGCGACGUCAUUGAGGCCGCCAUCAACGGUCUGACGGUCGACGAGCAGCUCGAGGUGGUCCGGGGUCUGAGCAAGUACCUCUAUAACCAGGGUACUGUCUCGGAAACGAUCCUGGACUGCCUGAACACCGAGCUUCGCCGGUAGGCGAAGCCAUGAUGACCCAUCCUUAUUCCCGUAUCUCCGUGAUGAAAUCCCCACCUUCUCUCUCCUCUUUAAUCGCCGGGGGUCAACCACAGUUAUGAAUACCAUACAUACACCUUAUAAUCACCUCUUCUUCAACAUUCUCCGGGGUGUCUGACACGACACUCAGGAGCCUUUUGGAAUUGCGCCCGUGUGCAGUGACAUCCUGCAUACGUCUCUCUCACGCUUGCUACUCGUAUCUUCUGCCAUCGCAUUGGGUCAUUGGUGUAUACAUGUUUUUCAAGGGGCAAAAAAAAUA
This is a messenger RNA of Aspergillus ibericus CBS 121593, 2046 nucleotides long. It is a transcript of the gene cds1, whose product is annotated as phosphatidate cytidylyltransferase. NCBI's taxonomy places the organism in Eukaryota, Fungi, Ascomycota, Eurotiomycetes, Eurotiales, Aspergillaceae. Gene Ontology annotation, molecular function: phosphatidate cytidylyltransferase activity. Gene Ontology annotation, cellular component: endoplasmic reticulum membrane. The record is from RefSeq and is a predicted model, not a curated record. The transcript has 4 exons. The coding region runs from base 390 to 1751 and encodes 453 amino acids.